GGGUGCACGGAGCUCCGGGGCGGGGCAGCCUCCGAUCGCGGGCCCACGGGGCCAUCAGCAACCGUACCUCAGCAGCGCGGGUUGGAACAAUGAAGCGCGCCGCGCGGGGCUGAGCGCAGCCACGCAUUGGCUGGGAGGCCGAGCUGUGGCGGGCGGCGACGCGAUCACGCGCUGCCGGAUAGGGGACCACGCCAGCACGGGGUCGACUGAGCCCCCAGCGAGGCCGCGCUUCCCUGGGCGUCCCUGUGAGUGUGGGAGCGCGUUGUGCGCGCGCCCGCCCGCCCGCGUGGCUGCCGGGGAAUAAAAUGUGACACGCACGAGUCUGACUUCGGUGCAGAGCACAGGCGUGGGGACAAGGUUCUGCCCACCUCGCCGUGCGUUAGAAACCUAAGGUGAAGUGCUGGCCUCAGAGGUCUGCAAUGAAACCACACUUGAAGCAAUGGCGACAACGAAUGCUCUUUGGAAUAUUUGUCUGGGGGCUCCUCUUUUUGGCAAUUUUCAUCUACUUUACCAACAGUAACCCUGCUGCGCCUGUACCCAGCUCCUUCUCCUUCCUGGAGAACCAUGGGCUCCUACCCGUGCAGGGCAAGCAGCGGGCCAUCAUGGGCGCUUUGCAGGAGCCCUCCUUGCUCAGGAAUUUGGAGGCAAGCAAAGAGCUGCUGGGCAGUCACCCUGCCAGCCCCUUCCACAGCGGGCCUGUGGACCCACAGAAAUGGGACCAAGAUGGCUUUGACGAUGGGGAUGAGUUUUUUUCAUCCCAGGUCGGGAGGAAGUCGCAAAGUGCUUUCUACCGGGAAGAAGAGGAAGAUGGCUACUUUUUUGCUGCUGGUCAGCCAGGGUGGCACCGCCACACGCAGGGCGCCCUGGGGCAGCCCUCCCCGGAGGAGCCGUCGAGGCGGGCAGGACCCGCCCAGCACAAGCGGGAUAAGCUUCACCGUGCGAGACGGAGCCGCGUGCCCGAGGAGGCCUUCUACGGCGACAUGCUGUCAGCCUCCAUGUCCAGAGCCUUCCUGUACCGGCUCUGGAAGGGGACCGUGUCCUCCAAGAUGCUGAACCCGCGCCUGCAGAAGGCCAUGCGCUAUUACAUGUCCUUCAACAAGCACGGUGUGCACUUCCGCAGGCGGCGCGAAGUCAGGCGCACCGGGCCCGAGCUGCUGUGCGAGCUGCGCAGGCGCGUGCGCGUGCGCACGCUGGACGGCAAGGAGCCACCCUUCUCAGCGCUGGGCUGGCGGCCGCUGGUACCUGGGGUACCUCUGAGCCAGCUCCACCCGCGCGGCCUGCGCAGCUGCGCAGUCGUCAUGUCCGCCGGUGCCAUCCUGAACUCCUCCCUGGGGGAGGAAAUCGAUUCUCAUGAUGCAGUUUUGAGAUUUAAUUCUGCCCCUACACGUGGCUAUGAGAAAGAUGUCGGAAAUAAAACCACAAUGCGCAUCAUUAACUCCCAGAUUCUUGCCAACCCCAGUCAUCACUUCAUUGACAGUUCUUUAUAUAAAGACGUUAUCCUGGUGGCCUGGGACCCAGCUCCUUAUUCUGCUAAUCUGAACCUGUGGUAUCAGAAGCCGGAUUACAACCUUUUCACGCCAUAUAUCCAGCAUCGCCGGAGACACCCAGCUCAGCCAUUUUACAUUCUUCACCCCAAAUUCAUAUGGCAGCUUUGGGACAUUAUCCAGGAGAACACAAGGGAGAAAAUCCAGCCCAACCCACCAUCUUCUGGGUUCAUUGGCAUCCUCAUCAUGAUGUCCAUGUGCAGUGAAGUGCACGUGUACGAAUACAUCCCAUCCGUCCGGCAGACGGAGCUCUGCCACUACCACGAGCUGUACUACGACGCAGCCUGCACCCUGGGGGCGUACCACCCGCUGCUCUAUGAGAAGCUCCUGGUGCAACGCCUGAACAUCGGCACCCAAGCGGAUUUGCACCGCAAGGGCAAGGUGGUACUGCCAGGCUUCCAGGCCCUGCGGUGCCCAGACACCAGCUCCAACAAUACGUACUCUUAAAAUGGAACUCUUGGGAACUGAUGUGCAAUAAGGUACUACUGCUGUCCUCAGAGUCACAGAAUACUUGAAGAUAGAUUUAGGCAAUGUGCUGUCUUUAACUUAGUGGCCAUGAGAAUGCUUUCUGGUCAAAGGCAUUGGGUAACUAUUACUGAUAGGAAUACAGAAAUGGGCCUUUAAAAUUAUCCAAGAAAGAAGCAAAAACAGGAUGCACAGAAAGAAAUCAGAUGCAUACCCAUGGGCACGAUACCUCUAAACAUGUUAACCUCUACAGCAGGGACACUCUAUCACAGGUGGUUCCAGCCACAAGUUAGGGAGAUACUACUGAUAAUACCAGUUCCAUCAAGAAAUAGCCAAGUGGAGCCUGUCGGCCACUUGCCCAUGCAUUCCUCACGAAGCAGCCUGGAUUCUGUGACGGCUGUCUGAAUUCGCACCCAGGCCUGUUUAAAAUCCUUCCAUGCAUCUUGUCAGCCACACGGUUUUCAACCAUGACCUUGAAGCUCUGCUUCCCAGUGCUCUCUGGAUGUUAUGGCUGAGAACCGGGCCACACUUAGAAAAGUACCACUCAUCCGUGCCAAGAAGCCAAGCCAAACCCCGGCUGCUAGGAAAAAGCAGUGUCUUUGUCCCCCUGCAGCAUCCCUUCCGUGGUCAGCAACACUUGGCACACACACAGGCAGCAGUCCAGGUGGUGCCUGCUGGGUCAUGACUGGUCAGGUGACUGUCCCCUGGCUAUUCCACUUUAUGCACCUGGCCUGCCGAGGUGCUCUGUAGCUGUCACAUAGCCAGUGACAUGCAGGGUCGCUACAGGUCAACCAGGGAACACCCUUGUUCCUCCAGAAUGUAAAGAGAAGGUUUGAAGUGCAUAUUCUGAAUUGCAGGGGUACACUCCUAUCGUUUCUGUGUGCAAUUUCUGCAGGCUUUUCUCAGCUGUUCAAAACUUGCCCCUCACGCACUCUGAAUGUCCCCCAGACCUACUGACAAACAGCUAAGAGUCCAUCCUUGUUUCCAUAGGGAUUUUUUAUGUUAACAAUGUGAAAGAGCCUCAGAAUGGCUUUUAACAAGGUGAAUGUGUGUGUGGCAGAGGUACAGGCAGGAGAAAGUAUUCUUCCCAGUGCAUAACUGUACUGAGAUUUUUAACCUAAGCUUCUAUCACUAAUAUAUCCUUUUGUGUGGGUUUUUGUUUGUUUGUUUUUCAAUGAAGGUAGUGGGACAGAAGCAUUUUAGAAUUCUGUAAUUAAACAGGCUGUUGUUUCAAUAUCAAAUCAAAGCAACUCUCAGUUGUAUAGUUAAGAUGUUUUGGCAGCGACAAUAGUUUAAUUAAAUGCAAACCCUUUGCAAAAUGUGUGGCUAUCAAAGUUUUGUAGAGAAAGAAAAAAAAGUCGUUUCCCAAUGAGUUUGUUGUGGAAUGCUCUAAGGACUGCUUCCUAAGGAAGCAUAGUUUUCUGAGCCCACUAGCUUCUGUUUGGUUAUUCUCCCCAGCAGAACGGAAGCAGGCUACAGACAUCCCUAGUGGCUUGCUCCGGUAUUAAUUGAGUAGAGUCAGGGUUUUGGUUAUGACUGCAUCUGCUGAGAGCCCAUUCUGAGUUCCACAAGGGAGCAUCAUCUUUUCAUUCUGGUUCAGCCGUGCAGUCUCACAGAAGCUUGGCCCUGUCCCCAUGCUGACCUGUCUAAUCCUGACUGUAACUCUGUAGGAGGAAGUGCCGGUGUGGGAUGCGUCUUUACUUCUGGAGUCCUUGGAUAUUUCUGGGUCUUCCAGGCUUUGCCAUUAUAAAUGCUCACAGCCAUUAAGUUUCCUUUUGUAGUCCUGAUGGGGAUUCACUUACAGGCAUACUUAUUAUCCCAGACAAUCCCCUUUGGUGGCGUGAGAAUUUGGUUAGAGAAUAACUUAUUGAGGUCAGUGUAAAUAUUCAAGUUCAAAAGCCCCACAAAACACUUCGAAGGUUGUUAAACAGCAUUCUGCUGUCUCACAUGUACUUUUAAAGGGUGGCUCUCAGUUUUACAGGGGUUACAGGAAGACCACAGAGCAUAAAGGAAAUUUAAUUAAAGUCUUUGAAUUUAUUAUGGCCCUAAAGACUCUUGGGACUCAGAGUCUGUUAAACAUUCAGAAAAUGUGGUGCCCAUAUUAACAUACUGUUGGCUAGGCACUCCUGUACUUAAAUGUUUAAGUAGCUUAGCCUCCUGCAAAUGUCACACAGUGAUGGCUAAUGCGACGGCCAGUUCUUGUAUUAACUAAAUGGGUCCUAAGUGGCAGUGUUUUGCCAGACAUUGAUGAAAUCCUUCCACAGCACAUUUACUAACCUGCAGUGAACCCCACGGCAGCUGUGGAAUAGCCACACUAACCGGCCUGCCACCUCAUCUCUGGCCCUGGCUCUUCCAAAAGUGUCCCACCUCUUCUGUGAAGGGACCCUGGUUAGAUCCCCAUGGUGCCACCAGAAACCACCAGGUGCUGCUUUCUCCGCCCUCAGGUCCGAGAGAUUUCAUGUUCCUUUAUGUUGCAAGAAAUAUCAACACUCUGUUUCUUCUUGUCGUUGUUGUCCCCGUUGAAAAGACACUAGUGUUGUCCAGGAAAAACAGUUCAGUCACUUCCAGAUUCUCUCUAACUUGUGUCUCACUGCUCACACGAGGCAAGAGAUUAUGUAUAAUGAGGAUGCUGAACCACAGACAACUCCAUGAAAUAUCAGGACUGGGCCCAUGUCACUGACCAUGCUCACCACAUCCUCACAAACCUAGUUCUUUCUAUGCAGGACUCUGAAAGGAGAAGUAUUGAUCAAAUAAGAAGUUGCAUGCAGGCAUCUAAGAUGUGCUUCCAUAGGCAAGUUAGGGGCUUGAGACCAUCUGCACUGCUGUGUCUUUUCCUACCUGAUCUCUGAGCUCACGCUGCUUUGCUUCAGGAAUGGGACUUUGCUUGUGUCUUGACCUCAUGGUCUCUCAGCCAGUCAACCUGGACUCUCUGGUAGUCCUCUGCCAUUGGAACCAUAACAUCUGAGCAAAAGCAGUGCUACGGUGUCGUUACUCUUAUCAGAAUUGAAUGUCAAAAGGCCUGGCUUACUCUAUCGUAUUUAUGAGCUAGUUCAUCUGCUAGAGCAGAGUCAGCCCAUGCUGCCAGCUGACCAUACUCAUAUUUUCUGGAUUAAGGGGGCACACCUUGGGUGCCUCAAGUGGCAUCGUCUCCCAUAAGUUAUGCUAUGAUAAAAAAAUGUGUGCACCAGUGGCUUGAUUAAGUUGUGUCCGAUUUUCUUAGGACACAUGGUACACUAGUCUCCAGCCCUGUCCCAUCUCAUUGUCUGUUUCGGUUUCUGGCUUUCUGAUAGUUCGAAUGCUACUCCCUGGCUCUGUGUAGACUUGACUGGCUUAGGUAAAAUAUGCCUGCAUUUCAACACGCUUUUUCUAUCUGGACAUUUGCAUUGUGAGAUCAUUCUAUAUUCCUGUCACUCGGGCUUUGUUUAGCCACUCGGUGAGUGAGCAGCAUGUCUCUAGCGGCUCAAGAAAAUAAAAUGCAAGUUCUGGUUCUUGUUUUGUUAAAUGAAUGAAGCCUUCAAUAGCAAAGGAAACUCAAUAUGUUCUCUACAGGAUUAGGGUAGUGACGUUUGCAGAGUUAAGGCUGCUGAUAGAGUUCUUAACCUAAGAGUGUGCAUGUAGAUAGUUAUAUAACUGUAUAUAUACUUAUCUACACACAUGGUAGGUUUUUGUAUUGUCUUUUUCAUUCAUCUUUAUGAUAAAAACUUUACAAUAAAUUUUAUUUUAAUUUUUAAAACACUAAUUUUUAAGAGAAGGAAGCAAAUAUUUUAUGUCCUUCUGCUAAAAAUAAACCAGUCUUCUACCCUCCCCUCCCCCCCACACACACACACUGCCGUUCUACAUGUCAUGGCCACUUUAACAAACAAUGAAUAACCACUGAAAGGUACAGUUCAUAGAACCAUUACCCAAGUGUUGUCUUUGUCAGAAACCUGAUAAAAUUCUGAAUUUUUAAAGACUCUCUUGACUGCCCAUGGCUUUUUACAAGAUUAAGGGAAGAAACAGAAACAUUUGUUGAUUCUCUGGAGAACAGAUUUCAACAAAGCAAGCGCAACAGUAGUGUUUAAACCUAAGUUUACAACACCUGCCCUGUUUUGCUCUAGAUAAAUCCUUACGGAAUCUUUCUGCUGGAAACCAGUGAACUUUUUUAAAGGCUUUGGGAAUUCUUUUGUAUGAUAAUUUUUAAAACAAAACGUGUUCUCUUCAAACUAAUUAAUGGCUUGAGGUUUUCCAAGAAAUGCAUUUUAGAAGUGUUUGUACACAUUUUAACACUUGGAUAUUUUCUAUUUUGGUUUUGUAUAUUUUUAUGUGUACACAGUGUACAGACUUGUAAAUAAAA
Chionomys nivalis (European snow vole) is the source of this 6342-nucleotide messenger RNA. RefSeq names its product ST6 beta-galactoside alpha-2,6-sialyltransferase 2 (gene St6gal2). Gene Ontology annotation, molecular function: sialyltransferase activity. The coding region runs from base 420 to 1991 and encodes 523 amino acids. The record is from RefSeq and is a predicted model, not a curated record. The transcript has 6 exons. NCBI's taxonomy places the organism in Eukaryota, Metazoa, Chordata, Mammalia, Rodentia, Cricetidae.